AUGCAUGCCUAUCGCCAACUUGAUCACUGUUCAAAAACUACAACUGAUAUUGGUGAAGCUUUGGAAAGUCCUGUUAGUAAUUUAUUGUUACAAUUAUCGCCAUACAGUAAGUAAUAACGAAGCAUAAAUCCACAUAGAUUCUAUGACAAAGAAAACAGUGCGGGUGGAUAAGAUAUGCGUCUUUGAAGAAAAAAUAUAUGUGAAAGUGAUGAGUUAUUACACUGUUAAAAAGAAAUCAAAAGGUUUGAUUUGACUUUGACAACAACAAAAACCUUAGAUAGAAAAACGAAACACAAAUGUAAACUGUUACCUUGGAGGGCAGAAAAAACACAUUAAUACUUAUAACUCUUUCACCAGCCAUUCCGAGAGAGACAAACAAAGCAACAAAAGACAAGUGUUUCAGUUCUGAUAGCACUCUCCCUUUUUUCCUCACGUGGAAGCUGAUCCAAAAUCAGUCGGACUGAACGUUCCAUUUAACCACUGCUCGAGCUAAACAAGAAAAACCAAGAUUAAAGAAUCGAGUCCGUCGUUACACGGAGUGUUGAUGAGUUUGGACACGAACUGGCUUGCAGAGCAAAACACUGAAAAGCCCACAAUAGUGCUGUGGUCGGACGGUAUAAUCAGGAUCUGCAAAAUUCUGCUCUUCAUAAAGUCUUCACAUCUACACUACUCUCCGUUCCAAAAAGUAUGCGCAUGAUUACGUUUUGAAUAACUUUUGAGAGGAAUGUGCCAGAGACCUGCUGUUUUCACCAUCAUGUUGUUAAAAUCCUAAGACAUGUUUCUAUAAGCAAAAUUUUCUUCCAAAAUUUUAUGGAAGUUCGAUUUUCUAGAGGAUAUUUGGA
This is a messenger RNA of Didymodactylos carnosus, 842 nucleotides long. NCBI's taxonomy places the organism in Eukaryota, Metazoa, Rotifera, Eurotatoria, Philodinida, Philodinidae. The record is from the annotation of a GenBank genome assembly.